AUGGAGAAGAAGCGCUCCAAAUCGAAAUCUUCCACUGAUUUUCAGGAAAUUGGUGAUGAUGACAUGCUAAUUGCCCUGAAAAAGCCGAAGAUACACAAGGAGAAAUCUCAGGAAAAUAAUGAAGAUGAAAAAAUUAUCUCGAAAGAUGCAAGUAUCAUACAAGAUAUAAAAAAAUUGACGAAAUCUAUCAAAGAGCUGUCUAAAACCGUGAAAAAACUACAGGAGAUUCUUUUGACAAAAGCCGAUCUACUAGAUCAGGUUUCAUUGAAGGAGAAAGAAACCCCAAAGAAAAAGGAGGAAGAGAUAGUCACUUGUGGUUUUGAUUGUAAAGAAUUCAAGGGAAACAAUUUUAAUACCAUUUUCGUUAAGGGAUUUCAACAGUCGCAAACUAGGGAUGAUAUCAAGGAUGCAUUGACUACCAUUUUCAGUUCUUUUGGAGUCGUCACAAGGGUUUUUGUUCCCAUAGAGUGUAAAACCCGUGUUCCCUUAGGAUUUGCUUUCAUUAAUCUGAGAGGUGGCGAAGGCAAUGACAAGGCGUUAGAACUGAAUGGAAGACGCAUGGGAGGAAGGGAGCUUGAGGUGACAAUUGCUAGAGAAACCGACGAAUUCUAUGCCUACCCUGGCUUCAAUGGGUGUGGACGCUGUAUACGAUUUAUAAGCCCUGAAUACUACUAUGGCCACCACGAUGAUAUCAUUUCAUGGUUAUAGUAUAUCCCCCAAAUA
Camelina sativa (false flax) is the source of this 723-nucleotide messenger RNA. RefSeq lists its product as uncharacterized. Gene Ontology annotation, molecular function: RNA binding. Lineage: Eukaryota; Viridiplantae; Streptophyta; Magnoliopsida; Brassicales; Brassicaceae. The record is from RefSeq and is a predicted model, not a curated record.